GUACGAUGACCCUGUGGUCACCUCGGUCAAUGGCGGCACCGGAGUGCUGGACGCAAGCGUCUGUCAAGAGAAGUGCGCGCAGCACUUGAACUGCUCUGUCUUCACCUUCUACUUGCAGGGCGGAGGCUGUUGGCUCCAGGGCUCCGGCCUGCAGCCGAAGGCGAUCCCCAACGCCGUGGCUGGGCCGAGGUCCUGUGAUGCCAUCACUGAUGCGAGCAUCCCGAGACCGAGCCCGGCUCACCCGAAGCGCACGGCGGCUCCGGCAUCGCCUUCGGCCGACGUAGCACAGGCAGAGCAGGUCCGGACGACGACGCCUUUGCCGGCCCGGUUCAUCAAGGCUGGGAACGACCUCUACUUCGUUGAGGGCUCGAAUCCACGCAGGAAGCACUUGGUGCGCUUCGCCUGCUUCGGCUGCGAAGAUGCCUGCAGCGACUUCGUCUCUGUGUCGCCGGCCUACGCC
Molecule: messenger RNA, 460 nt
Organism: Symbiodinium necroappetens
Lineage: Eukaryota; Dinophyceae; Suessiales; Symbiodiniaceae
Source: the annotation of a GenBank genome assembly